Molecule: messenger RNA, 2119 nt
Organism: Venturia canescens
Lineage: Eukaryota; Metazoa; Arthropoda; Insecta; Hymenoptera; Ichneumonidae
Exons: 6
Coding region: 288-1853 (521 amino acids)
Source: RefSeq, a predicted model, not a curated record
UCUUUCAUCUCGUCCCUUUUCCGAGUUAAACGCGAUUGAGACACGAAACGCGACAAUUUUUUCAUUUGUCGAAUGAUAAUGUUGAAAAAAAAACGAGUGUAUCUUGUGUGAUUGUUAUAAAAAAAAAUAAUACAGUAAAAUUGUGAAAGGCCGCGAUUUGAGAUCUAAAAAAACUUGUCCCUCUCCGCCUAGUUGGCGGUCGACGAGUGUUGUGUCCCGUUUCACGAGAAGUCCAGAAUACAAAGCCGUUCGUCUGUGCUCACGUUUUCUACAAAAACACAUCCAAAAUGGCUACUGAUGCUACUGAAGAAGACAUGUCAUUUCAUCAUGGUGAAUUGUUUGACAGUUAUGAAGAUUUGGAACGCAAAUUAGAACGUUUUUCCAAACAAAGUCUCGUGCAUUACUGGCGACGAGACAGUAGAACGGUCAGCGGAGCUCACAUGAAAACUGCGAGACCUAUCAGUGAAAGAUUGAAAUAUUAUUCUGUCAAAUACGCUUGUAUUUAUGGAGGACAAAAAUUCCUGCCUAGAGGAGCAGGGCGGAGACAAUCUCAAUCGAUCAGGACCAACUGCCCGGCUCACAUAAUGCUACGAGCUUCCAAAGAUGGCACUAAACUUGAAGUAACGAGUGUCAAUAAUGAGCACAAUCACGAAAUUUCGGAGGAAUUAUUUAAGAAGCUUCCACAAGAGCGAAAACUUUGUGGCGAAAUAAAACAGGAGGUUCAAGAUCUAAUGCAAUUGCACAUAGAUCGAAAGAGGCUCAAGGAAUACGUUCGUUUACGAACAAACAAAGUUUUACGUUCAAAGGACCUCUUCAAUAUCGCAGCCGCGAAUAAAUUAAAACGAGAAAUAACGCCUGAGCGAGCUUAUCAACUGUUCAAGAGAAUUCACGAUCUUGAGAAAUUACAACGUCGCGAGGGAGCUCGAAGCUGCUCCGAGUCAGAGGACGAAAUUUCACAGACGAUAAAACGUAUAAAAAAAGAGCAGGAGUCGCCUUGGGGCCAAGACGGAUUAACCACGGAACUCGAAGGGAGCGAAGUUAACGAAUGCGAGGAUUCGUACAGUGCUCAAAUGAAUCAGGAAGAAGUGGGUGACGAUAUGGAUACGACGGAAGGAACAUUAUUGAGUACCAAUACCGAAGGUGAUAUUAUCACCGCGAAUGGAGAAAUUGUUGGCGAUCUCGUAAUGCAAGAUGGUGAUCCCUCCGUCAUUGUAGAAUCGAUCGUCAACGCUGAUGGCUCGGUUUUCGUUGAUGAAAGAGACUUCAAUAAUUAUUGCAAUAAUCAUCUUACUCACGAUAGUAAUUCGCCAGGACCACAAGUUCUAAAUAUCGAGACGAUAGCGCCACAAGUCGAGAUUGAAAAAAUAUCACGAGUCCACGCAUCUUCAGCGAGUCCAACGAGUCAGAGUCGUCCAUCAAUAAAUGAAACGUCGAACGAUAAGGCGACGUGCGUUUUGAACGAUUCUGCGGAUUCUAGAAUAUGGAUUAUGAAAGAAGCAGCUGCCGUCGACACGGAAGGAGAUAGUGCGGCCGAGAGUGAAACGAAUCCGUCGAAAAUUAAUAGAAAUACGAACGAACCGGAUGUCUCGGAAGUUGUACUUUCCGAGGAAGCGAGUCAUCAAUUGCUUCAAGAACAAUUGGCUGUAUUGAGGGCUGAACAGAGGAAACUUUUUCACGAGACUGAAAUGCUUAAAAUAAAAAAAGACAAGCUUAGACUGCAGAUGAACUGUUACACGAAUGAGAUAAGAAAACAAGAGAUGGAAAAAGAAAAAUUGAGACUCGAAAUCAAGUUGCUGCAGUCCAAAGUUGUUGAGGAUGCUAACGAUGUUUCUCACUACAUAUUCGUGCCUUGAGAAUUUUAUGUGACGAGAAAAACGAAUGAAAACAGACGAUUCAACGAUUCACGUGUAAAUAACAGUGCCCUUAAUUAAAUUCAUUUUUCUGUAAAAAAAAAAGUAUGCGACGAUCCAAGAGCUUUCGUUGUAUCGGCAGUUUUUGGCGUAAACAGUGUUACCUGAACCAGCCGUAUUCACAAUCAUUCACAAAUCUUUUCUUACCUUAAUCUCACGUUGGAUAAACUUUAUCGUGAGAUUAAACGAAAUAAAUUAUUUCUUCAAGA